AUGUCAGCUCGAACUCAGUAUAAUGAAGAUAUAUAGAAACAAUUAAUUGAAGUUGUCGAAACGUAUGGAGGAAAAAAGUGCAAAAGUUGGACUUAAGUUGCUCGUAUUUUCGAAUUAACAACCGGUAUCAAAGUGUAAAAUACAUUUGAUUUAAAAAAAAAAUGGGAAAUGUUUACUAAUUAUAAGGAAGAAUUUUCCCAAGAGGAACUCAAAACCCUAUACGCAACUGGAGUUCGAUGUAGAGGGCGUCAUAAAGCAGGAAACGAAGAAUUCUUUAAAUUGACUGGAAAAAAAUUGUAUGUCAAUCAAUAUAGUAAAAUGGUGGGUAAUUUCUUAUUAUAAGCCAUCAAGUUGUUGUGCUAGUCCUUUUUCAAUCAGAUCAAGGUCAAAUAUAGGCAAUUAGGAUAAGAAAGGUUUCACAGUAGAAUAAGUUAUGUCUCCAUACAUAUUCUCCUAAGAGCAGUAGAAAUUAAUAGACAUCUGGAUGACUUCCUAGUUCAGGAGUUGAAGCGAUCAGCUGAAAAGUUUGAAUAAUUGCUCUUAAUCCAAGCUGAACAUCAUGAAGAUGAAAGAAUCGACAGGUUUUAACAUUAUAGAAAAGUCAUUAACAGAAGAGAAUUCAAAAAGAUAGCCUUCUUUCUUGAUUAUGUGAAUGAAUUAAAAUAAAUUAGCAUCAAUUUGUAUUAGGAUUAGGUAGGAAGGCAUCCUUUGUUGUUUCCUUAAAUUGAAGAAAAUAAAUCAUCAAAGAUCUAUUAAUUAUUGAUCUGGGAAAAUGAUUGGCAAUCAAAAUACAACUUAUUCUAAGAAUGUGCAGCCAAAUCUGAUUGGGAAGAAUAUUCAAUGUUAAUUAAGAAGAACAAAAAAAAUGAAGAUAACAAAUAACUUAAAAAAAAACCUAAUUAAUAAUAACAAUAAUAAUAAUAAUUGUAAUUAAAAUAAAAGUAAAAAUCCUAUGAAAUUAUUAACUCAGAAGAAAUUGAAUCUGAAACCAAUAAAUUGAAAUAGAAUUCUUAUGAUCUGAUUUCAACAGCUACACAUAAGGUUUGUAAUAAUGCUUCCAAAUAGCAAAUUAAAUAAAUGGAUAAAUAGGAAUUGAAAUCUUUUAGGGGUCAUUAUUAUAGAGAAGGUCAAAUUAGAACAAAAGGAUUAACUACUAUCUUAUUUGAUACAGACAUGAAGUCAGAUGAGGAAGAGGCAAAUCAAUUUGAAAACAUAGAAGAAAAUAGAAAAGAGUUUUUUGACAAAAUGGAGGAAUUGUAUGAUUAUGUUUUUGGAGGAAAGGCCAAUUUAGUCUCAUUUGAAAGGAGCUAACCAAUUCCUUAUUGA
This is a messenger RNA of Paramecium tetraurelia, 1326 nucleotides long. RefSeq lists its product as uncharacterized. The transcript is spliced from 3 exons. The record is from RefSeq and is a predicted model, not a curated record. Lineage: Eukaryota; Ciliophora; Oligohymenophorea; Peniculida; Parameciidae.